AUGGAUAUCCAGGAUCAAUGCGAUGAUCGCAUUAUUGCGAAUCAGAUUCUGAACUCUAAUACCCGACCUCAUUCAUUCCUCAUUCGUCAAAUUUUCUUAUCCGACAGUAACCUUACACCGACACUUAUCCGAGCUUCCUCACCAGUAGUAUAUUCCUCCCUUAUCCUCAACAUAGCUGCCAACUGCUCACUUCUCACCCUUAUAUUCAAUAUCAACUUAGCACUUCUCACCGGGUAUUAA
This is a messenger RNA of Sclerotinia sclerotiorum 1980 UF-70, 240 nucleotides long. RefSeq lists its product with no specific name. The record is from RefSeq and is a predicted model, not a curated record. The coding region runs from base 1 to 240 and encodes 79 amino acids. The transcript has 3 exons. Lineage: Eukaryota; Fungi; Ascomycota; Leotiomycetes; Helotiales; Sclerotiniaceae.